AGAUGGUGAAGAUGCAGGCGGUGCAGUCGGCGCUGGCCAUCCGGCGGCAGCGGUCCCGGCGGGAGGAGCGGCGCCUGGCGAAGGAGCGGCGCGAGAGCCAGGGCUCGCUGUCCACGCCGCGCCCCUCGCUGGUCAGCCUGGACGGCCGCGUCUACUUCAACGAGGAGAAGGAGAACAAGCGGCUGUUCGGGCAGGUGACCAUGUUCCACGUGGGCCUCGUGUUCAUCGUGAUCGGCCUCAUGCUCACCAUCACGUCGCUGGUGCCCGGCUACGUCAAGAGCACGACGCCCGAGCGCCGCAGCGACCUGCUGGGCACCGGCUGCUUCUGCGUGUUCCUGGGCGGCCUGCUCACCACCAUCAGCCGCUUCGUGUCCAACAACGAGGAGAAGGAGCUCAACCAGUACAUCCAGGGGCGGCUGGGGCGCUCCAAGUCGGGCCACCGCCUGGUGCGCGACGCCGAGAGCGGCCUGCCCACGCCCACGCGGGAGCGCCGCUCCAAGCCGCAGCAGAACGGCGUCACGCCGCCCGCCUCGCUCGAGACGGCCGGCAAGAGCGGGCUCAAGCCGCGGGCGGAGGCCGAGCGCAAGCAGGAGAGCCCGACGGCGGCCAUGGCGCAGGAGCCCGGCGGCAGCUCGUCCCCCGUCAGCGACGUCAGCGGCAUGAUGUCGUCGGCGUCGCUGGAGCCCGUCCUCUCGCGCAUCCUGGAGGAGGACGAGGAGCUGGAGCCCGACGCCGCCACGGAGCCGCUCGACUCCACGCCCGAGUCGUCCCUCACACCUACCUCGCCGCUGGAGACGCAGGGCCUCCUGGACCGACACCACUCCACGCCCAGGAAGGGCUCCAAGUCCUCCUCCAAGAGCUCGAGUAAGAGCUCAAGACACUCGGGCGUGUAGGCCGAGCGCGCGGCCGCCCCUCGCCCUCGCGCUGCCGCGGCGCCCCCGACCAAGUCCGCGCCGCGCGCAGCCUCCCUCCAGGUGUUCACCCCCCCCCCCUAGAAGAGAGAAAAGAAACUACAAAAAAGCUAUUUCGCGUCGCCGUUGACCGGCGGCGCCCUUUCCGACGCCUCCCCGGAUCAGAAUCCUCCUCCAAGGGCGUCGAGGAAGUCUCCGUGUAACCUCCGCAACUUUCAUCCCAGAAUCUGAUCGAAGAGAUUGAUUUACUUCAAUUUUUUUUAAAUCGAGUAUGAGUAAGCAUGUGAGAAAACACGAUAUAAGUUUCUACUCGGAGUGAAGAUUAUAUUUUUAUGUAACAUUUUCGUACAACUUUUCCAACUCUAUUUUGGUAAUUUGGACCAAACUUUGAUUUCCUAGAGUUAUUAAAGAACAAAACCCUCACACUCUCCACAACUCCCAACAACUUGAGUUCAACACUUAGAAGAAAAAAAAAAAAACAUGAAAUGUACAUAGCCCUAUAUAUAAACCCCAUAAUUACAUAAUUAAUGAUGCAUAUUGCUCCUGGUAUUACGUACUCAGCCAAUACUAGAGGAAAACAUCUUUCAAACUCAGCUAAGACUAAUUAAGGUCUCUAUUAACUAGCGCGAAUUUCCAUUAUAUUAUUCGAGUCUUCGUUAAAGAUAAAUAAAUCUCUAUAUAUAUAUUUUUCAAACAGGCAGAAUAUAGCUUAUAAUGAAGACAUGUUUUUUAUUUUUUUUUUUUUUUAAUCCUGCUUAGCGCUUGUAAUAAAAUAUUUGUGUUCGUAGUCAGUGAGCAGGGGUUGGGACGCAGCUCGUGAAAAACGCUCUAGUGAUGUCAAUAAUUCGCUUUAAAAGGAAUAAUCAUAAUUAGAACCAAAAUUGAAGUGCGCGACGUCGUGUCAAGGAAUAGGUUCCGGUAAGAUUGUAAAAAA
Penaeus vannamei (Pacific white shrimp) is the source of this 1845-nucleotide messenger RNA. Lineage: Eukaryota; Metazoa; Arthropoda; Malacostraca; Decapoda; Penaeidae. The record is from RefSeq and is a predicted model, not a curated record.